Delphinapterus leucas (beluga whale) is the source of this 8495-nucleotide messenger RNA. Lineage: Eukaryota; Metazoa; Chordata; Mammalia; Artiodactyla; Monodontidae. The record is from RefSeq and is a predicted model, not a curated record.
AGAUUUUAAAUUUGUAUGCACCUAAUAACAUGACCACAGAAUAUAUAAAUUCUAGUCACAAACCUGCCUGAAUAUCCUAUUUAUGAAAUUACAACAGCCACUUAUAAAGGGGUCUUUGGUUAAUAUUUGGUUUCAUUUACAAACUACCUUAAACUUCCUUAAACCUUUAAGACAGUAUCUAUAUCAUGUUUAACACACUUGCUUUUAUUUUUAAGCCCUUCAAUGAUCUAACAGCAGCAGUAACAGCAAAAAACCCUCCCAAGAAGUUCGCAGUCCUCACCACGUACACCUGUGCACCCUGGUCCAGGGCACAGUCACCUCUCGCCCAGGCUACUGCGUAUACAUCCCAGUGGUCGUGCUUCUGGGACGUAUAUGCUUAGGCUUCGGAGCUUAGGCUUCGUCUGGCCACUCUGCUGGCCCUCUCAUCUCCUCUCCUGCCCGCCUCCCCCACCAAGUGCUUGGCUCCAACACUGGCCUCCUUGCCAUGGCAAAGAGCUUCUGCAAAAAUCCAGGCCGAAGGUGGUGGAGGCUUGCAGCCGGUGGUGAGAGCGCAAGAGGUCAGAAGUGGGCGUUUGGAUACAUCAGGGAGACAGAGCUGCUGGAGGACCUGAUGGGGAAGCAUUGCGAGUGGACUCCAAGCGUCAGGAUGAUGGCAGAAUGUUGGUCUGAGAACUCUGAGAGGGUCAGAUGCAGAGGAGGCUGGAGCCUCACUCAGGCUCCCUCACCAGGCAGAGACCUCUCCAGCUGUCUGGACAGAAGAGUUAGUGUGAAGACUUGCUCCCCAAGUACCAGAGAACUGAAAGGCACGAGGAGAAGCUGGGGCCCUGCUGAGUCACGGGGGGCGGGAGACAGGACCUGAGAGAAAGGGCUGGGGAUGUGGAGGGAGGAGGCAGGACCCCAGGCGACGCUGUUGGAACAGCAGCCGAAGGGCGCUGGACCUUCCGCCUCAGGCUCCAGCCCGGACCUGGCCCCUGUGGGCGGGGCUUCCGGUGGGUGGGGCCUCCAGGGUGGGUGGGAAACUGAGAGCUACAGUCAACACCCAGCACCUGGGAUCCGGAGCUUAGUUAUUGACGCUACACCAGGACACCCCGUGGAGGCGAGGAAGUCCAGAAAGUUGGAGGCUCAUCCGUGUGGAUUUUGAAAUCACCAGAAACUGUGACAGGAGUGUCUGGAGAAGGUGACAGGGAACCAGGAGUAAACCCUUCAGGAAGGUUUCGGUCGACUGUAGUCUGUGUGGUCUGGUAAGAAAGCGGUGGUCUGUUAAUAAGGUGAGGUUUCAAAGCUAGGGCUUUUUUGGUGAAGAAGACACCGGUCUGGACGCGCCAAGCAGGAAGGACAGGGAAGCUUACCUCUCCCCAGGAGCGCCGGCCCAAGGAGAGUGGAGAGAAAAGCAGCACCCACGGGGGCCCACAGGGAGGCAGCGUGCCAGGCAGAUAGGGGUUGGAAGGAGAUUCUGUCACCACCCAGAAGUUGGGGGACAUGGCUCCCCAAAUGUGGAGAGGUGUCAACGCGCAAUUCAGGAGAAAGAUGUUGACAGCGCCCAGAUCACGGGGAAGGUACCGUCAUGCAUCGGGUGUUGGGAGGAUGCUCCCACUACCUGGCAUCAGGUGGCCGAGGGAAGGUACGUUGGUCUCAUGACCUGUAAGGGUGGAAGACGCCCCCUCAGUCACAGGGGUGGGGACUGCCCUUGAACCUCAAGCCUCGUUGUCGGCAUCCUGGUGCUCCUGGCUUCUGCCUGGGUCCUGGCUAUCUGCUUCCCUCAUUUCUAGCCUGAAGGCUGGAUUCCUCCAGCCCUGGCCUCUGCCACUUUAUCGUCCCAGCGACCAACUCCCGUGCUGCAGGAGAGGACCUGCAACAGUUCUAGCCUGGUUACUUGGCAACUCUGGUCCUGGCUGCCUGAGUCCACAGGCCGUUGCCUCUUGGCAGAAGAGGAAGGAACAGGAGGGCAGUAACAACUGAAGCUGACAUGUGCUGCGUGUUUUCAGAAUAGGAGCUCAUUUAUCUUCCCAACAACCCAGGGAUAAAUGAAAAGAUAGCCCAUUUUACAAGUGAGGAAACAGGUACCGGAGGGUAAGCGAACCCGUCUAACCACUAGCAGGUAAAGAAUGGUCAAACAUGGCUCCUCGAGCCUCUCCUUGCGGUCUGAACCCCCUGCCUGUGUGGUCUCCUGGGGGUGGGGGGCUGAGCCCACCCAGACCGGGUCCCAGCGCCCCGCCUGCCGGCCUGGGGUUCCGCCGACGCUUCCCAGCGGGGCACUCGCGGGCUUUCUCUCCUGCGCGCAGCCCGCCGGCGGGGGUGAGGGCGGGGUGGGGACUCCGCGACCCCCGCGGCCUCAUCCACCUCAGGGCUGGUCCCAGCCACCCCGGCGCCGGGGCAGUCAGCGCUCCCAGGGCUUUGUGCUCUGGGUGGGUCCCCACCGCCCGCUCCUGCCCGACGCCCGCGGCUUCCCAACGCUCCCCGCCCCGCACGCUCCUCCACUCCUCCGGGGCUGCGCCUCUGGGGCCUGGCCUCGGGGGCGACAGCCCACAGACACACCCAGUGUAGCCGCCUCCCGCCCCGCCCCGGGCGCCCCCGCACACCGCUGAGAGGUCGGUUUCGCGCCGGGGGUGGGGUUGGGGGGUUCCAGAGGGCGAGGCUGGGGCCAGACUAGGUUGGCCUCAGAAAGGAGAAAAGGCGUCUACACCGUGACCCCGGGCUGGGACCCCGGGAACUGGUGAUGGGUAAGGGGCCAGCCGGCGACCCCACCCACUAGGUACGCCUAGGACCGAGGUGACCCUUCCGAGCUGCCAGUCGGCCCACUCCGCUGCUCCGAAAAGCCCAGCACGACUCUCCCAGGCCCCGCGCCCACCUGCCCCUGCCCCUCCUCCCUCGGGCCUGUGGUCCCUUUCCACCCUGGGCAUGCCACUUCCUCUCCGGGCCUUGCAGAUCUGCCUUCUUUCCUGGAACCCACCGCAAAGAAGCCGUCCGAACCACCCAGUCGAAAGAGGGGUUUCCUCUCCCCCAGCAACCUACCCAUUUCUUUCUGUCUCUGGCAACUGUGACAUAACUUUGUUUGCCGUCGCCCCCCGCGUCGGAUUAGAACCCGCGAGACGCUUCCUCAGCCCCAAGGGCAGGCCGGGUCUACCGUGGGCCUCAGGAGACAUCUGUGCGAUGCCGACAAGACGGCCGCCAGGCCACAGUGGGCUGGAACCCUCAGUACUCAGAAGACCAGAGUGCUGGCGCAAGGGAAUUCAGAAUGAAAACAUCAAACGCGAAAAUAAGCUUAGCCCUCUUUUUUCCCCACAACGCCACUUUGAACUAAAAAACAAAAUUUUAACAAGUGUCCCUCAUUUUUUGUGAGCCCUACUUUGCUGGUGCUUGGCUCACUGUUGGGUAAUCUGGAAGAGACUGACAUCACCAGCGACCAUGACAUCACCCCAUCUGGCUUGUGUCAUCAUCGACCUUAACCCUGAGACGUCACCAGCCUGACCAGUGACAGCCUUACAUUCUGUUCCAUGACGUCAUCCUGCCUGACUGAUGACGUCACACCGCCCGCCUUGUGGCAUCACCUUCACUGGUCCCGUGAUGCCACUCUGCCUGUCUACGACCUUGGCCGGCCAGCCUCUCUCCUGCCCAGCGGCUGGUGUUCCACGUCCACUGUGUCACGGGCCUCGUGCAGGUGCUGCAGCCGGCGGGGGUCAGAUUCGCAGGCCGCGCGGAGGCCCGAGGGCCCGGCUGGGUCCGCGGAGAGCAGAGGCGCGCGGGCCGAGGCUCGCCGGCUCCUCGGGGGCGCCUCACCCGGUUCCCCUCGCGAGUUUUCCUUUCAGAUUUCCCGCGGCCCCAGCUCGCCCGGAAGGUGAGCCUCGCGCCUCCGCCUUCCCGGAGAGGUCCCCUCCCGGCGCACCGCUCGGAACGGCGGAGCGGGCGCGGCGACUUCCCCGCCUCGGCCCGGCGCCGCCAGACGCGGGCGCGGGCGGGGUGCCCCGGCUCGCCUUUGUCGCCCGCGGGGUCGGUGGGCCGGGAGCGGCCGCGUGACUGACAGCCAGCGGGGGCUGCGGCCGGGAGCGGGCUGCCCGGAGCCGGCGGCUCAUUGGCUGGCGCGAGUGUGGGAAAGAACGCGGAGCCGGAUUCACACGCCCCGCGGCGGCGCUUCCUUAAAUAGCCAGGCGGCUGGCUGCGCGCGCUCGGUCCCGGAGCCUGGAACCCGCGGGAGAGGGGCUCGGGAAGCCGUGCGUCCGGCCCGCCCUCGGCCCCGCGCUGCGCGGGGGCGCACCAUGCCUGCCGACACCCCGGGGAAGCUGAGGGCCUCGCCGCGGGCGGGAGCGCCGGCCGGUGCCCGCCGGACCCCGGACCAGCCCCGGAGCGCGGCCGAGCACCGGAAGGUGGGGACCCGGCCGGACGCGGUUGGCUGGAGCGGGGGGGAGAGGGGAGCUGACGCCCGGGGGACUCAGCCGCUGCCGGCCCUGCAGUCCUCCAAGCCCGUCAUGGAGAAGCGGCGCCGAGCGCGCAUCAACGAGAGCCUCGCUCAGCUCCAGAGCCUCCUCCUGGACGCCCUCAGGAAAGAGAGCUCCCGCCGCUCGAAGCUGGAGAAGGCGGACAUCCUGGAGCUGACCGUGAAGCACCUGCAGAGCCUGCGGCGCGUGCAGGUGACAGCCGCCCUCCGCGCCGACCCGGCAGUCCUGGGCAAGUACCGCGCCGGCUUUCACGAGUGUCUGGCCGAGGUGAAUCGCUUCCUGGCUGGCUGCGAGGGCGUCCCGGCCGACGUGCGGUCCCGCCUGCUCGGCCAUCUGGCGACCUGCCUGGCCCGGCUGGGGCCCUUGCGCCGCCCGCUUCCACCGGCCCCCGCUGCCGAAGUUCUGGCGCCCGCGGUUUACGCGGGCCGCUCGCCGCCGCCAGCCUUCGACGGCCCCUGCCCCUUGCCGCGCUCCGGGGCGGUCUUGGCGCCGCCCUUCCUGCCAGGCCGGACGGGGGAGCCCCUCGCCGCCCCCGGGGCCGCGGCUCAGGGCCGGGGUGCACCCUGGAGGCCGUGGCUGCGGUGAGGUCGCGGCCCCAGAACCCGCUGAGACUGUGCCAGAAAAUAUUUAUUUCCAGAGACCGCGUCGGGAGCUUUGUUUUGUCGUCUUCGUGAAGGGUCCAGUCCGGCAGAGGCCCGGCAGCGGGGUCGGCGGGUGUCUUCGCGCGAGCGGGCAGGGCGGGCCGCGGGGGUUCUGCUCCCACCUGGGCCCGCAGGUGCCCGGCGCGGAGGUUCGGCCGGCCUUGCGUUUGCCUGUAUCUAACUGCGCUGGAGCCGCGACCCGCCUUGGAGUGGGGGGGGGGGGAGGGUGUGUGAGAGGUCCCUCGGGAGGCUCAGGCAGGACGGGGCCAGUCAUCACUUUUUCCAGAAUGUCUCCCCGUGCUGGGAAGCGGUCCCGCAGCAUCACUGGGCAUGUUGUUUCCCGCUCUCACUCGUGAGGACCCUGGAAGGUGGAGACACGUAUUUUCACACUGUUGUCUUGGUGCUGAGCUGUGGUGAGGGCUGACUGUCCCUGAAGCUUCGGUUCUGGCCUGUUCCACGUCCUGCCUUCUUGUGGCCAAGCACAAAGCUGCCUGUGCCCACCCAUGCGUUGAGCCUGCCCCAGGCCAGUGUCUGCCCAGGAGAGGGCUGCCAGCAGGAGAGGGCAUCUGAGUCCCAGGGGCAGGGAACGGGGGCCAGCCCGACAAAGGGUACUUAGUGCUGGGGCGCUUCUCCUGCCAGAGUCCAGCCCUGCUGUGUGCCCCAUCCUGCCCUGAGAGGGGAGGUCCCCCUUCAGUACAAAGGAACUGGCAUUGGUCCGGCCUACGCGUCCGUCCUGAGCACCGGCUGUUUGUUCACCCUACAAUACAGCGAUCCUAGGCAGCGUUGGGCAUGGCCCCCCACCCGCCACCCCGGGAGUCGCUGUCCUGUGGUCCCAGGCCUCCCCAGGCUGCUGCUGGGGGCUGUGCUCCAGGUGCGGUGAGGGCGUGGUCCAAGGCACGCAGCUGGGACUGCAGUGUCUCAUCCUGAGCCCUGCUGAGGCUGAGGCAAGAUCUGUUUCCCAACCACAGCCAAGUUCACCUGAUGGUUGCCGGCCGCCUGCCUGGCCAGGGACCAUCGCGGAGGAGGAGGGUGAAUCACUGCCGGGGCUGGCCCGCCCCUCCUCCAGUGGCCCCAUCAGCUCCCGUGCCCGUGUCAUGCGCAGGGUUCACCUGCCCUCCUGGACUCAGCUGUGCACACCCGGCAGGGCCUGCCACGUCCCACCAAGCCAGUUCCUCCCCGGCCUCUAGCUGCCUGGCCCAUCUUCCUGAGUGUCCAGGGCCCAGGCCAGUGGUCCUGGACAGUUGCAGCCAUGCAGGCCGGGUGCCGCACCCUCUGCACACAGGCCCUGGGGAGGCUGGGAGAGCCGGGGCUCCGGCAGGACUGUGGGGGAGUUGCUCCUGACCAGCCUGGGAGGCCCUCCCAGCAGGAGAAUUGUAGAGGGUCCAUUUCAGAAGCCAGAAGUUCAGCUUGGCUGGGGGAGGGGAACCGCUCAGGGAGGGUCUCAGUGCAGGAGGGGUUGGGGGGGGUGCUUUGGGAUAUGAAGCUGGGUGGGUGGGUCCGUGGGUAGGGGGAGCACCCCACCUGGUGGCCAGAGAGAGAAGGGCUGCCUGGGAAGGUCACCUGGAACUUGGGUCAUCACACUCUCCCUUCUCCAGGGAGAGGGUGGCGACAGCGCCAGACCAGACCCCCCCACCUCCGUUCCAGGGCCUUGCCCCCUCCCUUACUUCCUUACUUCCUGUCCCCGGCCAUCUGUUCUCAAGACGCUAUUGCCAAAGGGAUCUUUGCGCCGAGCACCCUGUUAGCCCUCCAGGGACCUCUCAGGCUCAGAGGGAACCACACUGUUCCUCAGACAAGCAAGCUCCUCCCGUCUCUAUCCCUUUGUACUCACCCCCCCCCGCCCCAUUCUCUCCCCACUUUCCCACCUGAGGCAGCCACCCCAGGCUCCGAGGGCUCUGGAGGCCAGGGCGUGUCUCUGUCACUCACUCCUGUCCCCAGCACCUGCCUGGAACAGGAAGACGCUCAGGUCGGGCUCAGGCCAUACAGACCUCGUUAAUUAGCUUGGAUGAAGGAGGAGCCAGGAGGUUUGCCGAGGGUGUCGCCCUUGGUUAGAUUAGGGGGGUGUGAGGGAGCACACCGGGGGCUGAGGCUGGGCCCCUCCCCAGGCCACCCCUCCGCAGUAUCCUUGUCUGUGGGAGGAGGCCACACCUCUCUCCCCACUCAGCCUGGACACCUGCGCCAUCCGUGGAGAGCUGGGUUGGGGGGGGUCUCCCCGUCACACCAGGGGCUCUUCCUACUGCCACCCUCCCCCCUUCUCUGCCCGUUUCCUGCCCCCUCCCAUGCCUCAGAGGGGCUCUGGGUAAUUUCCUCUGUCCCCCUCCAUCCCUUUGGCUUGGCUUUUGUCUUGCAGGCCUUUCCUGCAGAAUAAUAGAGGAAGCAUCUUCUCGGGUGGCUGUGUUGGGGGUGUGUGGGAGGAAUCAGAACUGCCUCCUCCUGGGGGGAGGGUGUGGCCAGAAGGCCUGCUGAUCAUUUCUCCUCCACUGGCAGGUGGAGCCUCAUUCAUCUGUGGCCUCCUUCCAGCCCAAUUGGACCCUGGCAGGGACCAAGGGUCAAUAAAUGUUUGCUGAAUUCAUGUGCAAGGUCAGGUGAUCUGCCUGCCUCUGUGGGUGUCUCAGCCCUGUGGAGCCCUGUGACGCUGGGCCCCUCUGUCUCGCCUGUGGGGUCAGGGCUUGGGGACCAGACAAUGACAGCAAGUCAUAGGUGUUUGAAAUAUGGAGAAAGAAUUAGUCCUCAUGGUGACAGAAGUCCUCCUGGCCAGGCCUAUGAAACUCCAGUCACUUGGGAAUUUGGGGUGGGGCAGGGCCUGGGGCUGCUUGGAGCCCUGGCUUGUGAGAGGUGAGGCAUUAGCACCCCCACCAGAACUCCUGCGGUUGCCCGAGUGUCUCUAGGCCCCAGCAGCCUCUUCCUCUCCCCUGGCAUGCACUGGCAUGCCCUGGCUCCAGGGCCUGCUCCCUUUUCCCGAGGAAGAAGCUGAGCCCAGAAGGUCCUGCAGAUGUGCCUGGCUCCUCUCUGCUCCAUGGAGCCCUGGGGGGCAUACCCAUCUUAGGAUGCACCCUUGGGCAAGGAAGGAGGCCCCCAAGAGCCCCCACCUGGUAUUCAGCCUUGUAAAUGUACUGAGGUUGACCUGCGUGACCAGUAAGGUCCUGUAGAAGACGAGGUUGCAGGGGCAUCCUGGCCUACCUCUUUGUCUCAUAUUCUCCACUCUGAGAGAGGCCAGCUGUUCUUUGCUAUGGAGAGGCCAACAGAGUGUGGUGUUUAGAAGCAGAUCCUCCAGCCCUGUCGAGCCUUCAGAUGAGACCCCAGUCACUGCCGGCAUCUCACGGGCAACGCUGAGAGACUGAGAGCCAGAAUCACCCAGCUGAGCAGCUACUUGACUCCUAUCCCUCAGAAACUGUGCGACAUAAUAAACGUCUGUUGAUUUAAA